UGUUAGAAUCAUUGAACUCGAAUCGACUUCUCGGUCAACUGUCAAACAAACAACAGAAACGGAAGUCGCAACACUGCCAUGUCGAAAGGCGAAACUGCCGUCAACGACACGUUACUCCAAGGUAACAACGGCAGCUUCAACUCAUCCUCCGGCAAUUGCGAUGGCGACAAGAAGAACCCAAAGAAACCCAAGAAAAUGCUCAACGAUCCGCGCUUUCAAAUUAGGCCACUCCAGCAGGUGGCAUCCGCCUGCAGUGGAGCCAUGAUCACGGCCUGUUUCAUGACCCCCUUGGACGUCAUCAAGACUCGAAUGCAGUCGCAGCAGACGCGCUCCAACAAGUGCUUCCUCUACUGUAACGGACUGAUGGAUCAUCUCUUCUCGUGCGGCUCCAAUUCAUACUCAAGCAUGGGUAAGAAUAUGAAGCCACAGUUUACAAGUACUCUGGAUGCACUACUGAAGAUCAGUCGUCACGAGGGCAUCAGUGCGUUGUGGAGUGGAUUGGGGCCUACGCUCGUCUCGGCGCUUCCCUCGACUGUUGUCUACUUUGUAGCCUAUGAGCAGUUCAAGGCCAGAUACAUUGCUAUCUAUAAGAAUCACUUUGCGCCUCCUGUGUCCCUGGGCAUAGACUCUAACCAGAAGGAGCUCCCGCUGGUGGUGCCCAUGCUCUCUGGAGUGACAGCUCGUAUCUUCGCUGUGACCUUUGUCAGUCCCAUCGAGCUGGUCCGCACCAAGAUGCAGUCGAAGAGGCUCAGCUAUGCCCAGAUGAUGAGCUUUGUUCGCAAUGUUAUCGCUUUGCAGGGCAUUACGGGACUGUGGCGUGGCCUGCCACCAACCAUACUGCGGGAUGUGCCCUUCUCGGGCAUCUAUUGGCCCAUCUAUGAGUACCUCAAGAUCUGUAUCAGCGGCAGCAGCGAGCAGCCUUCGUUUGGGCUUAGUUUUAUCGCUGGCGUGUUAUCAGGCUCGGUAGCUGCCCUUGUCACUUGCCCCUUCGACGUGGUCAAGACACAUGAGCAAAUCGAAUUUGGUGAACGGGUCAUAUUUACUGACUCACCAGCCAAGGAGUUAAGCAAGCAGUCCACCUUCAGCCGCCUGGCGUCCAUCUAUCGUGCCUUCGGAUUCCGUGGACUCUUCGCUGGCUACGGACCACGCUUGAUCAAGGUGGCGCCCGCCUGUGCCAUUAUGAUAUCCACUUUCGAGUACAGCAAAUCUUACUUCUUCUAUUACAAUAUUCAUAAACACAAUGCGCAAUUGAUGCAGAAUAAUCCAAAUGCAAAGCUAGUCAAUGAUGAUGACAUCGACUAGUUGGCCCCAGGUUCGAGUCUAUCUUUUCUUUUAUAAAUAAAAAUGAAGUAUAUUUUAUGUUCAAACUUAA
Molecule: messenger RNA, 1372 nt
Organism: Drosophila innubila
Lineage: Eukaryota; Metazoa; Arthropoda; Insecta; Diptera; Drosophilidae
Product: solute carrier family 25 member 40
Exons: 1
Coding region: 79-1302 (407 amino acids)
Biological process (GO): mitochondrial transmembrane transport
Source: RefSeq, a predicted model, not a curated record